AUGAGCGCGGGGAUGGGGGCGCCGGCCUCCUUGGGCGCCGUCUGUCCGCCGAGCUCGGUGGGCGCGGUGGGUGUGAUGGGCGCGGUGGGCGCAGUGGGCGGCGCGUGCCCGGCCGUGAGCGGUGAGUGUGUGGGCGCGAGGAGUCCGCUCGCCCCGUCUUCUGUCCCCUCGUGUCCCGGCGCGCCUCGCGCUAGAUAUAAGUUAGGUAAUGUGCGGGGUCGUCGGCCGCCGCCGCCGCCGCCCGCUCCGCUCCGUCACAAUGUACCUACUUCAUUAUAUCUCCUUGGUCCCCGAGUGCUCGAUGAUCGUUUGUUAGUGUCCGCCGCGGCUCGUGCUCGCUCCUCCGUCACAUAUCGUUACACUUACUUCACGUGUCUCAUGUUAUCGUCGCUCAUUAUACCCUUAUACCCUUCCAUGACGAAGGUGAUCCCUUGGGACUAUUAUUUAAAAUCAAUCAGAGACUUCCACGCGGCGCCCAUCUAUGACCUGCUGCAGGUCGGCGACGUGUUCACAGGGCCGGGCGCCAAGUGUUCCUCGCUGCCGGCCAUCCUGGGCGGGAACCUGCCGCGGCUGUCCUCGGAACAAGCGGACGCCGUGUCUCGAGCCAAGAAGUACGCCAUGGAGCAGAGCAUCAAGAUGGUGCUGAUGAAGCAGACUCUGGCGCACCAACAGCAGCAGAUGGCCUCGCAGAGGACGCAGGUGCAGCGGCAACAGGCGCUCGCGCUCAUGUGCAGAGUGUACGUGGGGUCGAUAUCGUUCGAGCUGAAGGAGGACACCAUCCGUCAAGCGUUCCUGCCGUUCGGACCGAUCAAGUCCAUCAACAUGUCGUGGGACCCGGUGACACAGAAACACAAAGGGUUCGCUUUCGUCGAGUACGAGAUACCGGAGGCGGCCCAGCUCAGCCUGGAGCAGAUGAACGGAGUGAUGCUGGGGGGCAGAAACAUCAAGGUGGUGGGGAGACCGUCCAACAUGCCGCAGGCCCAGGCCGUCAUAGACGAGAUACAGGAGGAGGCCAAGCAGUACAACAGAAUAUACGUGGCCUCCAUACACCCUGAGCUCACCGAGGACGAUAUUAAGAACGUCUUCGAGGCGUUCGGUCCUAUCACGUACUGCAAGCUAGCUUACGGAGCGUCCGCGCACAAACACAAGGGCUACGGGUUCAUUGAGUACGCGACCCUUCCGGCGGCGCUCGAGGCGAUCGCGUCCAUGAACCUGUUCGACCUGGGCGGGCAGUACCUGCGGGUGGGGCGCGCCAUCACUCCUCCCAACGCGCUGGCCGGUCCUCCGCAGGCCUCCGCCAUGCCGACCGCGGCCGCCGUGGCCGCCGCCGCCGCCACCGCCAAGAUACAGGCCAUGGACGCCGUCGCCAGCAACGCCGUCGCGCUCGGACUCACCAAGCUGAACGCGCUUGGCGUGCCGCCCGCCGCCGCGCUGCCCACACUCGCCGCCGCGCUACCGGUCGCUCUGCCUGCCACGCUGCCCGCCGCUCUACCCGCCGCGCUCCCGGUGACCCUCCCGGCCGCGCUGCCAGUCACGCUGCCCGCCUCCUUACCGGCCGCGCUGCCCCCCCCGCCGGUGAUCCCCCCGCCGGGUGUAGUGAUCCCCCCCGCGCCCCGCCCGCCCGCCCCCGAGCCCCCCACAGAGGGCGAGGUGGUCCAGCAGGCGGCGCUCCAACGUAAGCUCCUGGACAGUUCCCCGGACACGCUCCAGCAGCAGGAGUCGCUGUCCAUCUCGGGUCAGUCGGCGCGUCACCUCGUGAUGCAGCGCCUCAUGAGGCGGCGCGCGAGCAGGACCGUGCUGCUGGAGAACAUGGUGGCGGCGCACGAGGUGGACGACGCGCUGCACCACGAGAUACAGGAGGAAUGCUGCAAGUGGGGCCGCGUGGAGAGACUAGUCAUAUACAACGAGAGGCAGAGCGAGGACGACGACCCCGCACACGCUGACGUCAAGAUAUUCGUACAGUUCGCCGACCCCGAGGAGGCGGGCGCGGCGGCGGGGGCUCUCUCUGGCCGGUACUUCGGAGGUCGCACGGUGCGCGCCCGACUAUACGACCAGGACCUGUUCGACCACGGAGACCUGUCGGGCUGA
Messenger RNA from Danaus chrysippus (African queen), 2088 nucleotides. Lineage: Eukaryota; Metazoa; Arthropoda; Insecta; Lepidoptera; Nymphalidae. The record is from the annotation of a GenBank genome assembly.